AUGCGCAAUAUCUCGAAAUAUCGAUUUAGUUCCAUAUUUGAUUUAAGCAAUCGCAUUUCAAAUGAUGAGAUACAUGCACAACUUAAGAAUUAUGGGUAUCUAUUGGUGAAGGACAAAAGAAUUGAUUGGAAAGCAAAUGAGGAAUAUUUUGAUCUGAUGGAGGAGUAUUUUUAAAAAAGAGCUAUGCAAUUGGAAUAGACGGGAAAAGUUGAUGAUUGUUUUCCUCAAUAUAAAUAUUAAAUUGGAAUGGGAUAUGAAAAUAUUGGAAAGCCGAAUUAUGAUAAGGAGUCUUUGAAAUCUAUGAUAGAUCAGCCAAUCCUAAUUGAUAGAGAUCCUAAGUGGAAAUACUUUUGGCCUUAUAGGUAUGAUGGAUAAUACAAUCCUCCUUAAUGGGUUCCUAAAGAUUUCCCUAAUUUUGAAAGAAUUAUGAACUUAUGGUAAAUCUAAUUAUUAAGAACAACAGAAUCUGUAUUAGAAAUAUUGUCAUUGGCAUUCAAGGAAGAGAAGGACUUUUUUUACAAUAACAUGAACAAGGCCACUCACUUAUUGUCACCAAUAGGUUGUGAUUUGCAGAAACACUCAAUUAACACAAGAUUUUCAGGAUAUCAUUAUGAUUUGAACUUUAUCACUGUUCAUACUAAAUCACGAUUCCCAGGCUUGUUCGUAUGGUUGCCAAACGGGAAAAGAGUGGAAUUGAGAAUACCAGAAUAAACUGUUUUGUUAUAGCCAGGAAAGCUGUUUGAAUUAAUGACAGGAGGAGUCUACAAGGCAGGAUAUCACGAGGCUUUUUUGACAGAAGAGGCUAAGCGAGAGUCAAUUAAAUUAAAUAAGAGGUGGAGAGUGACUUCCACUUUGUUUUCAAUGCUUAAUGAUGAUACAAUAUUAUAGCCAUUGGAGUACUUUAAGGAGUUCAGUAAUUCCAAGUAAGUACCUAUUAGUGUAAGGGAUUAAUUUUAAAAGGAACUUAAUAAAUUGAGUUAUGUGUGA
This is a messenger RNA of Paramecium tetraurelia, 987 nucleotides long. RefSeq lists its product as uncharacterized. Lineage: Eukaryota; Ciliophora; Oligohymenophorea; Peniculida; Parameciidae. The record is from RefSeq and is a predicted model, not a curated record. The transcript has 2 exons.